Molecule: messenger RNA, 2366 nt
Organism: Bufo gargarizans (Asiatic toad)
Lineage: Eukaryota; Metazoa; Chordata; Amphibia; Anura; Bufonidae
Gene: ZNF668
Product: zinc finger protein 668
Exons: 2
Coding region: 316-1986 (556 amino acids)
Source: RefSeq, a predicted model, not a curated record
GGAAAUAAAAGUCGAUACAAAGAGUUCCGUCCCGCCUGAGCCGGUGACAGUGAGGGGUCGGCGGUAGAUGAGCCGCGGUGGUCGCGCUGCCUCUCGGCCUCUCGUACGGAUCACAAGUGGCAUCCUCGAUCCGAGUGUCGGCGUCUUACAGGGGAAGCUUCUAGUGAAGCACCGGCGACUUCCGGAGUCGGCUCCUCCUCCAGCCCCCAGGGUCCUAGGUCCGGUUAUGUUCAGCUUUGUCUGCUGCCUGAGAGCUGAGUGUGGGGAGCAGAGGGUGUAACUACCGUCAGCAGCCCUCAGGCCCCUCCCCCCACGAUGUCUUCAGAGCAGGAGGAUCCUGUCGGAGAGAUCGAGGUCGCCAUCGAACAAGAGCCUAAUGACUCGCCCAGAUUUGUGCAAUGUGGACGUCGCUUCCGCUGUCUGUCCUGCUGCAAGACCUUCCCCAACAAGCCCCGCGCCAAGCGCCACUGUCUGGGGCACCUCUGUGUGGAUGACCCCCAGCCUCAGCCACCCAAGACUCCGGGACCAAAGAGCGAGCAGCGGCACAAGUGCAUGCAGUGCGACAAGUCCUACAAAACCGCCUCAUUGCUGAAGGGCCACGUGCGCAGCCACACGGGGGAGAAGCCCUUCGUCUGCAAGGAGUGCGGCCGCUCCUUCAUGCAGCCCAUAUGCCUGCGGGUGCACAUGGCCACGCACAACGGGCAGCUCCCUUUCCAGUGCGGACAGUGUGGAAAAGCUUACGCCACGCCCUCUAAGUUGCGGAUCCACGAGCGGCUGCACACUGGGGAGCGCCCGUUCUCAUGCUCCGACUGUGGGAAAGGGUUUGCAGACCCGUCUGUGUUUCGGAAGCACAGGCGGAGCCAUGCCGGGCUGCGGCCUUACCAGUGCCAGCUGUGCCAGAAGUCCUAUAGUGAACUGAAGGACCUGAAGAACCAUGAACGAAGCCACACAGGGGAGAAGCCCUUCCUGUGUUCAGACUGUGGUAAGGCGUUCUCCCGCGCGUCUUCUCUCACGUGUCAUCAGCGCAUCCACGCCGCCCAGAAACCGUACAAGUGCCCCAUAUGUAGCAAAGACUUUACCCAGCUGUCUUCCUACCAGAGCCACCAACGCACACACUCCGGUGAGAAGCCUUACCUGUGCCCUCAGUGCGGCCGCAUGUUCUCCGACCCCUCUAGCUUCCGGAGACACCAGCGAGCUCACCAGGGCGUCAAACCGUACCGAUGCGACAAGUGCGGAAAACCAUUCAGACAGCCGGCUGACCUGGCCAUGCACCAGCGUAUCCAUACGGGCGAGAGGCCCUUCCGAUGCUCGGACUGUGAUAAGACGUUUGUGGCAUCUUGGGACUUGAAGAGGCACCGGCUGUCGCACAGCACCGAGCGGCCCUUCCAGUGCAUGGAGUGUGGCAAAGGCUUCGCCGAACGUUCCGGGCUAAGCAAACACCAACGUUCCCACAGCGGAGAGAGACCCUACAAGUGCGAGGAGUGUGGGAAGACGUUCAUCGUCUCCUCCAGCCUUCGGAAACACGAACGGACCCACGUGAAGACCGAGCAGGAAGCCACCAAGAAGAAGGAAGAGUCCACCACCUGCGACAAGUGCUCGCUCACCUUCCAAAGUGUGAUGGACCUCAGGAACCAUCAGAGAACACACCCCGAGCUCCGGCCGUUCCGCUGUGACCAGUGUGACAAGGGUUUUGUGGACAAGGCCGGACUGAAGAAGCACCAAAGGAUACACAGUGACGUGCGCCCCCACAUGUGCCAGCAGUGCGGCAAGGGCUUCCACGUCCCCUCAGACCUUCGGAAGCACCAGAGGACACAUGCCAAAGAGGUCAAGGGCAAAGAAGAGGAGGAUGAAGAGGAGAUCACCACACUGACACUCCAUCCGGCCUCCGUAGAGCCUCAGCCUCUCUUCGACCCCUUGGUCUCCUUCUUAGAGAAGGUAGCUGAAGGAAACAUGGAGGUGAUAGAGCCCUCACCUACAUCGAGCUGAAAGUUCUCUAAUGUGACCAAACGAGACAUUAUGGACCCUACGUCUCCUACACAGAAUACAGGCGGCCAUCUUGUAGGGGCUUUAGUGGUGUUCAUAGAGCAAACAGAUCUAACUGUUGGGGGAUCAUCUCCCACAAUGGCCGCCUCCUGUGUGUGUCAGCAGAACGUCCACCUGAAGCUGAAGCAGAGGAAGGUGUAAAUGAUGAGUACUGCCAGGUCGUCGGCCAUUUUGUAAAACCAGUAUCUGCUUGCCUCUGGCGUGGCGCGUGUCUUCAGAGAGGAACGUGAAGCGGAGAUUUGCACACAUCUAGAGGUCAUGUGACCGGAAUAUGAGAUUCAGUAUUUUUUCGUGAAAGUAAUAAAGAUUUUUGCCUUCAUCUA